AUGGCGGCGGCGGCGAUGCAGCAGCAGUUCGCCGCAGCCGCGGCGAUGGGCGCGCCGAUACCUCCCGGGGGGUGGCCGCCCGCGCACAUCGACGCGCAGGGCGGGUUCGCGAACGGCGCGGCGCCGCCCGGGGGGUUAUCGCUCGCGGGGUUGACCGCGCAGCCGGCGAACAGGCGGCGGAAGGCGGGGGACGGGACCGGCGAGGAACCUCAUCAGCGACGGUGA
This is a messenger RNA of Micromonas pusilla CCMP1545, 225 nucleotides long. RefSeq lists its product as uncharacterized. The transcript has a single exon. NCBI's taxonomy places the organism in Eukaryota, Viridiplantae, Chlorophyta, Mamiellophyceae, Mamiellales, Mamiellaceae. The record is from RefSeq and is a predicted model, not a curated record. The coding region runs from base 1 to 225 and encodes 74 amino acids.